This is a messenger RNA of Diospyros lotus (date-plum), 1545 nucleotides long. RefSeq names its product trihelix transcription factor GTL1. The transcript has 2 exons. The record is from RefSeq and is a predicted model, not a curated record. Lineage: Eukaryota; Viridiplantae; Streptophyta; Magnoliopsida; Ericales; Ebenaceae. The coding region runs from base 1 to 1194 and encodes 397 amino acids.
AUGGAAGAGUUCUCCGGCCGCCGGCAAACACCAACGAACCUCGUUGGCUUCCCCGAACACUUGACACCCUUCCCUGAACCGGCUGAUAUGCUUUACGAUGAUCGCAUGGCGGAGAUUUGUCCACCGGAGAUCGACCACCACCGCUCCCAACUGCCGCCUCAGAAGCUCCGCCCUAUCAGAUGCAACGGCCGGACAUUUCCGGAGUACUCGGAUCCGGUGAUGUCUGAAAGGAGAGGGGCUGGGGAAGCCUCGCUGAGCUGUCACGGAAAGUUAGGGUUUCUGGCUCAGCUCUCACCGGAAAAGUUGCUUUUGGUCAAUGGAGUACGUGAAAAGUGUUCCAACACUUUGCCGGACCUUGGAAGUGGCAACGUUGUCGCUGGAAACGGUUUGCCGCGAAUGGAUGUUCCGGCAGUGAGUCCAACGGGGACGGAGAUGAAAGCAGAAUUCGUGGAUUUUAUCUCCGAAAGCCAUCUUUUGGAAGCCGAAUUGAGCUCAUCUUCAGAUGAUGAUGGUGAUUCAUCAAAAGCCAUGAUGGAACCUGUAAAUCGUAAGAGAAAGAGAAAAGCAGGGAAAAUGCUUAAGUUCUUUCUGAAAAACAUGAUGAGGAAGGUGAUCCAGAAGCAGGAGCAUAUGCAUAACCAGCUGAUGAAGAUGAUAGAGAAAAAGGAAGAUGAACGAAUAGUGAGAGAAGAGGCUUGGAAGCAACAAGAGAUUGAAAGGGCCAAAAAGGAUGAGGAAAUAAGAAUGGAAGAGAGAUCUCGUAGCCUAGCUAUAAUUUCCUUUAUUGAGGAUUUUCUGGGCCAUGAAAUCCAAAUCCCUAGAUCAUUGAAAACUUCAUGCCUAGACAAAGCUGAAGCUGAAAUACAAAAUGUGAAGGAUCUCAGAUGUGAUUCCAGUAAUAAGAGAUGGCCAAAAUCUGAAGUACAAGCUCUCAUUACAAUUCGGACUGCUUUGGAACAUAAGUUAAUGAAGGGUGCCAAAGGUUCUGUAUGGGAAGAGGUAGCUGUUGAAUUGUCUAACAUGGGCUAUAGCCGGAGUGCAAAGAAGUGUAAAGAGAAAUGGGAUAACAUCAACAAGUACUAUAAAAGAGUAGUGAUGGAGAAUGGAAAGCAGCAUCGUGAUAAUGGUAGAACUUGUCCAUAUUUUCAGGAAUUGGACAUCCUAUAUAAAAGUGGACUAAUUAAUGCAGGAUAAUGUUCUCAUGUUAUAAAGAAUGAGAUUGAGGACAAGAGUACGAAGAAGUAAAUAUUUUUGAACUUCAGAAUCUGGCUUCAACUAUAUAGGUUGGCGACCUUGAUGAAUUUGUUGGAAUUAUGUUAGGUAACUCACUUCCGCCCUUCACCCUGAUGUCUGUUUCAUACUCCUGUAGUCCUGGACAACCUUUAUUGAUUUUCUGGUCUUAACCUGUAGCUUUACAUCUAAUUUGAUGUGGAUGAAGCAGACACAAAAAAAAGAAAGGAAAAGAAAAGAAGGAAAAGCAGGUUCGUAAAGUGGAUUGGUGUUGUAGACUUGAUGCUUCUAUGUAUUUGGCUGUUCUACUUUUAA